This is a messenger RNA of Protopterus annectens (West African lungfish), 3375 nucleotides long. Its product is annotated as potassium channel subfamily K member 1-like. The record is from RefSeq and is a predicted model, not a curated record. The transcript is spliced from 4 exons. Gene Ontology annotation, cellular component: membrane. Lineage: Eukaryota; Metazoa; Chordata; Ceratodontiformes; Protopteridae. Bases 1 to 912 code for a protein of 303 amino acids. Gene Ontology annotation, biological process: potassium ion transmembrane transport; stabilization of membrane potential. Gene Ontology annotation, molecular function: potassium ion leak channel activity.
AUGGCUGCAGGGACUGAUUUUCUGCUGAGGCAGUGCUCAGGUGAUGUGGAAUAUAAGAUGACCUCAUAUUCAAAGUAUAGAGGGCGAGAAGAAAAAAGCCAAAUCAGUCAGAAAUGGAAACUUUUGGGACUUAUGAUGAGUGCCAUCGCUGGCUGGAGAACUGCUAAACUGCCUCACUACAGGGACCAAAGUGCAGUACUCGAUACAGGGGCAUAUGGCCCAUGCACUAAAGAGGACGGCUACUGCCAAAGUUAUGGCCAUACAGUUCCACUCUCAGAUGGAGGAAAAGCCUUUUGUAUUAUCUACUCACUCAUUGGGAUUCCAUUUACACUCCUUUUCCUAAGUGCCAUAGUGCAGCGUAUUAUGGUGUACAUCACCAGAAGACCCAUCAUUUACAUUCAUACUCGCUGGGGAUUUUCGAAGCAAACAAUCGCCAUUGUUCAUGCAGUGGGUCUUGGAAUCAUUGUUGUUACCUGCUUCUUUUUCAUCCCGGCAGCGAUAUUUUCAGUGCUAGAAGGCAACUGGAACUUUCUGGAAUCUUUUUACUUUUGUUUCAUUUCCUUGAGUACAAUUGGCCUUGGUGAUUAUGUUCCAGGAGAGGGUUAUAAUCAAAAAUUCAGAGAGCUCUACAAAAUUGGAAUAACAUGUUAUCUUAUGCUGGGCCUUAUUGCAAUGCUGUUGGUUCUGGAAACCUUCUGUGAGCUUCAACAACUGAAAAAAUUUAGAAAAAUGUUUUAUGUGAAGAAAAGUAAAGGGGAUGACCAGCUCUGCAUUAUGGAACAUGACCAGCUCUCUUUCUCGUCUAUCUCAGACCAGGCAGCUGUCUUAAAGGAAGAUCAAAAACUAAAUGAACCAUUCAUGAGUGUUCCACCAGUGACCUACUAUGCAACAGAUGGCUCCAUAAAUGGAUAGAACAGUCUUGUCAUUUUGAGUAGUGGCAUUAGGCUGAAGUGUACCAGUGCAGAUUAAGAAACCAUAAAACACCUUAGACAACAAUGUGAUUUUGUAAAAGUCAUAUUUAAGAACAGGAUUCAUAACUUAAACCAUCCUAGUGCUGAAUAUUUAGUAUUGUAGAUAACAAUGUUCUAAAUAUGUGCCCACAUUUAAGAAGAGAUAGAAUUGUGUUGGUAUCUACAGUUAUGUGAAGUUUAUCUGAUAAAUACUUGAAAAACUAGUGACUGAUUAUGAUGUACUGCAUUACUUUCAAGUCUAGCAUAAUGGAUAUGUAGUUUGCACUUCUAGUUUGUUUCUAUAUACUGUGUAAUUUAGAGAUUAUGUGAAGUAUACAUUUUUUUUCUUCCUGAAAUAGUGUUAGGUGCUGUUAGUUAUGCACAUACUUAGAGUUCAGUCCUUUUAAAUGCUGCUUUACCUAAACUGCUUUAAUGAAUUGCACUGACAGGAAAGAUAAAAGAGUGAAGUGAUCAUAGUUAUGUUAACAGUGGCACCUUUCCUGUGACCAUUUACAGCUGCUUUUCAUUGUAUAUUAAAGUAUUUUGUCAAAUAGCACUUAGAAUGUUUGAUGUUAAUCAAGGGAGUUUAGAUUUCAAGAUAGGAGAGCUAGCUUCUCCUACUGACAAUUACUUUUACUCAGGGUUAUCCUGAGGUAGUACUUGUGUUUGGGAGAACCAGGCACAUGUGUUUUAGAAGGAAACUUCGCGGUAGCUUUGGAAGGCUGAUGCUAGGAGCACACAUUUAACUGUUAAUUAGAUGAUGUGGAGUGGGAGGCAUUUACCUGAACUAGAUGUCAACAUUACACCCUUGACUGGGUUAAGGAGAGGGAGAAACAAAUAUUAAAGUGGACCACAAAACUGAAGUAUUUCCUUUGAUGGACUGCUGGUCUCUUACUGGAUAUUGUCACUCUGCAACAUCAUCUAAUGCAUUCACUGAACAAAUUAGAACUGGUUAGGCUAGCCCAUUGGGUUAUAACCUAUGCUAAGGAGGAGGCCAGCAAUAUCCACAGAUUUUAAAUGUGCUCUACCACACAGAUGAGCUGGGAUAUACAGAAAAGUUUAUAGUACAUUAUAAACAACAUAGCAACAAAAUGAAAAGUAUUAAUUAAAACACAUUAGCAAUUUGCAAGCAUAAAUGUUAUCAUUUAACUUUUCACACUUGAAUACAUAAAACUGACAGGGCUUCUUUGACAUCUAUAUUUUUGUGUAACUAUUAAUUCUCUUAGCACAUGCUUCUUUCCUGUUUCUGCUAGUAAGAAAUGCACGCAAGCACCUGCAGUUGCAGAUUGUGGUUCUCUGCUCAGUUAGCAGAAUCACAUGUUCUGUCCAAAAUAAUUCCAUCAGAGACCUGAUUGUACAGUAUUCUGGGCUAAAACCUGCUAAGCCAUUUUGAGGCCAAGAUUCUGAUAUCUAUGCUUUUUGUUAACUCUAUAAUUAUCUCUUGCUUUGGAUGUAUCCUUAAAGCACUUUCGCAGUAAAUCCUGAUCGCAUUUUGUUGUACUCAGUCUCCUCUUGGUAUUGUUUCCCAUGUACAGGUACAUUUCCAUGUGUGUCUCUAUAUGUGUGCAUGGCACAUCAAGGCUAUGUCAGUACAGUAUUUCACUUUGGUGUCUUGCUGGAAGCACCCUUCUUAUGAUGAGUAUCUUUUUUAUGACAGAAUGUAAGUGUGGCAUUCAGAAUUCUAGAAUGUCAGAGUUGAAUGCAAUCAUGCAAUAUCUUAAAAUCUGACGCAUUUAGAUUGAGUAUUAAGUACAUGGAGAGAAAAAGUCAGUCUGCUGCCACUGUGGCAGUUUCAGGUCAUUGUUGUUUCUUUUACAAUAAAAGAAUAUCACAUGAUAUUCAAUACUGUAAUUUGGGCUGAAAGGUUUCAGCAAUCUUGUAGGCUCAAUAGUGUGACUGUGAAACACCUCCAAAUGAGUUCUGAAAACCAGUGCCCAAGAUAAAGAGUAUUCCAAGUUAAAUAGUAAUUCAAUAAAAUGUCUCCUCAUAAUAUAAUAACAAGAUACAGAUUUAGUGUGAAGAGAAAUAGUAGAACACAUGCAUAGUUCAUUGUGUGCCCUUUGCAUUUUAUUUUUAAAAAGUGAGGUAGAGCUUCCUCAGGCAGUGUAUCUAGUAGGGUCAGUAGAGCAACGUAUAUGUUAAAGCAGAUUCUCCUGCCUAAGUAUUUAAGUGUACUUGCUUUAUAAAUAAACAUAGAUUUGAUGUUCUUCAGGAAGAAUAUCAAAUUGCAGAAGUUAUACUAAAGCACAUGCAUUUUGUAAAGAGAAUCUGUUAAGGUUUAUGUACAGUACUGUAAUAUAAUGUAUGAUUUUGAAAUAUCGACAUCAAGGAUUCAGAAGUGUUUAAUGCCUCUUGAUGCUGUAUGAGUUUGAUGUCUAAUGUUGGAUUUCCAAAUUAAAAGAAGUUAUUUUUUAUUUAAAAAAAA